CUCCCUCUCUGCAACUUCUCUCUCUCUCUCUCUCUCUCUCUCUCUCUCUCUCUCUCUCUCUCUCUCUCAUAAAUCCUUUCCAUCUCAACACUCCUACAUGCACACACCCAGAGUCUUCACAGCCAAACACACCCAAGAAAAAAAACAACCUCCCCCCCCGGUCUAGGGUUUACAAACUUUGUCCCAUUCGAUUCCUAGCUGUUCAAUAAAUCCCCCGGGAUUCACCUCAUUCAAUUCAAAUCCUCUCUUUCUCUCCAUAUCUAUCUGUAACUCCCGACCUGUUCUUCGCCACCUGUCCGAAUCUGAGUCGUCAAUUCUUGCCCAGUGUCUCCCCACAUAGGGUUUAUAUAUAUCAAAUGCAAUUCUUCGUGAAUUCUCUCUCUCUAUAUUUCACGCCUCGCUGUGGCCUCUGCAUUGGCUUUGACGGGUGGGAUGAAUAGUGUUUUUGAGGAACAGAUACUGGCAGAAAAGCUUUCGAAGCUCAAUUCUACUCAGCAAUGCAUCGAAACUUUGUCACAUUGGUGUAUUUUCCAUCGGAGCAAAGCAGAGAUAGUUGUUGCAACCUGGGGUAAACAGUUCCAUAGCUCACAGAUGGUUCAAAAAAUUCCCCUUCUGUAUCUUGCGAAUGACAUCCUACAGAAUAGCAAGCGUACCGGAAAUGAAUUCGUUAGUGAAUUUUGGAAAGUUCUUCCAGGAGCGCUCAAAGAUAUCAUUGAAAAAGGCGAUGAUCAUGGAAAGAAUGUGGUUUCUAGAUUGGUUGGUAUAUGGGAAGAAAGGAAAGUUUUUGGAUCCCAUGCACAUGGUCUUAAAGAUUUAAUGCUUGGAGAGCAAUUACCUCCACCCUUGGAGUUCAGCAGAAAGCGUUCACGGUCUGUGAGAAUUGUAAAAAGGGAUUCCCGCUACGUUAGAACAAAAUUGACCAUUGGAGGUGCAGAAGAAAAAAUAGUUUCCGCAUUUCAGUUGGUAGUCAGUGAACAUAGAAGUGAGGAUGAGGAAAUGAGUAAAUGCAGAUCGGCUAUCCAACGUGUAAAGAAGAUGGAGGAAGAAGUUGAUCUGGCCUGUAGCAAAGCUAAGGAUCCAAAUCGAAAAACUUUGUCCAAAGAACUGGAGGGGGAAGAACAUGUUUUGAAAGAAUCCAUUGAGAAGCUUAAAGUGGUUGAAGCAAAUAGGACAGCUCUGGUAUCUCAGUUACAAGAAGCUCUGCAUGAACAGGAAGCUGAACUGGAGAAUGUUCACACGCAGAUGCAGGUAGCACAGGCUCGGGCAGAGGAAGCCCGCAAGAUGCGAAAACUACUGGACGACGACGAAUAUAUUGUGGUUGCCAAACAAUCAAACAUGACCCCACCGCCCAUAUAUACAAGCGCAAAAGGUGGACAACAGCCCAAGAAGUCUGCUGCUGCCAUUGCAGCCGAGGUUGCUGACAGGCUUGCAGCUUCCACCUCCUCGCAAUACAUUAUGAGUUCUGUAUUAUCUUCAUUUGCAGCCGAAGAGGCGAAAAAUGCUGCGCUAACGAUGUCGUCUUCCGCAUUUUCUUCCUUCCCGACCCCGCCUGUCAACUCACUCAGUCACUUGCCGCCUCCACAGCUGUCGACUGCUCCGAGCACCACAUAUCAGUCACUUUUGGUGCAACAACCGACGUUGCAGCAGACCCAAACGCUGACCUCUUCUCAAACCCAAUACCAUAUGGUUACAACCCCUUCUCCUCAACAUUAUGUACAACCUUCAGGUGUGAUGGUGAAUUCAUAUUCUUAUGUGAUGCCUCCCUUGCCUCCAGGGCCACCACCACCUCCACCUCCACCCCAACCACACAUGAUAACUCAGCAGCAGCCUCCGGCGCUAACUACUCAGCAGCACUCAAUGCCAUUACCUCAGCAACCGCCUGCGCCCCCAAGUUUCCGUCCUCUUGGCCUCUUUCAGCCUCCCGAAAUGGUUUACUAUGGGCACCACCACCAGUCAAGUUGACAAUUUUUCACAGGUAAACAUUGCAUUAUGGCGGAAUCUUCUUAGGAAGUCGGGAAUUUUGUUGUCUAAACAUUGUAUUGAUGACACAGAUAGGAAGAGGCUUGACAGUAAUUUGGCCGUACCGCAUUUAGAAAGCAACUGAUAGUACUGGGGAAGAUUAGCUGUUGCUUCCUUUUCUUCUUUUAGAACUUUGGGGGGAGUUAGGGAUUAGCACAAACGGAUUCGUAUGGUCCGGCCUUCUUGUCGUCGUAAUUAUACACAUGCAUCUGCAUCUUUGUAAAAUUAUGGUUUAGGCUCAGAGAUAGAGAACAGUUUUGUAUUUUCUAAUCAAACUGGAUAAAGCAACCUCUCUUUGGAUAAAGCAACCUCUCUUUGGAUAGUUCUCAAAUAAAUUUGCGGAAUUUUUUUCUUUAGUAA
Rhododendron vialii is the source of this 2379-nucleotide messenger RNA. RefSeq lists its product as uncharacterized. Gene Ontology annotation, biological process: mRNA 3'-end processing. NCBI's taxonomy places the organism in Eukaryota, Viridiplantae, Streptophyta, Magnoliopsida, Ericales, Ericaceae. Gene Ontology annotation, cellular component: RNA polymerase II, holoenzyme. Gene Ontology annotation, molecular function: RNA polymerase II complex binding. The transcript has 9 exons. The record is from RefSeq and is a predicted model, not a curated record. The coding region runs from base 433 to 1962 and encodes 509 amino acids.